AUGAGGAGAUGCCCCAGCUACUUAACAACCCCUCAGUGGGUCGCCGUGAUUUCAAAGGAACACACCUUAAAGAAGGGUGUCUUAUUAUUCCCGGAGUGCAUUCACAUCAACAACACGACACCUGUUGCCAAUACACAAUUUAGCACCUGUUUUACAUUCUUAUCAGGUGUUCGAGACGUUGAUAAGAAGUCGGCGAGCCAAUUAUCGAGACGUUUGAUUAUUAGCGGAGCGGCGGCAGGUAAUGCGGCGGGGGGCGAAGGGGGCGUGCAGACGCGUGCCCUGCACCCUUUACCUUUCGCCCUUGUAUCGGUAACAAAGGAGCCGCAGCUGCAAGACCCGGUGCGUCUGCUUUCCGCCCCGUCUUGGUGGCGGGGGGUCGGCUGGACUCCCGACCGUUACGCCGCCGUCUCCGCGAUCCAGCAUGCAAAAUCCGUUAGUGCGAGCUUUUUCGGCCAAGCUCACAUCCAGAUUUGCCUGCCAAUCGCGGCCGGGGGUGGGGCCGCGGCCCCUCCUAGCGCACCCUUCUUGCGCCGCCUAGGCGGGGUGAAGCCCUUAUUGGCGAGCUCGCGAAGCUCCGCGUCCCGAAAAGCGCCAAGUUCAGUCGGCUGUCGCACACCCCGAGGGAUGCCUCGCGUCUACUACCACCAUGAGAUGGAAUUCGCCGCCUUCCGACCCAGCUACAGCCAGCCGACCGUCCUCCAGCGCCUGGGCCUCGAGCCGCACCUCCUCUCCUCCACCGCCGUGCACCUCCAACAAUACCUGCGCUACAGCGAGCCCCUGGAGCUGGCCUACCCGCUCGACCUGAGCCUCAAGAGCCAGCCGAUCACGCCGCCGUGCACGCCGUCGCCGGGGGCCAAGCGCGCGCGCUCGCCCACGCCCGACGCGCCGCCGAAGAAGCGCCCGCCCGCCAGCCCGCCGAAGAAGAGCAAGGCCACGCGCAAGCUCAACUUCGACGAGGACAACAGCUCGCCGGUGUCGGGCACCAUCAUCAGGGAGCUGCGGCCCGACGAGAACCUCGUGGUGCGCAAGGGCGACAUCGACCCGGCGUUCAACGUCGUUGAAAUCACCGAGGAGGCCAAGGCGGAGCUGGCCAAGAUCGAGAACCACAUCGGGGACUACGUGUGUCGGCUGUGCAAGGAGCUGUACGAGGACGCUUUCGGGCUGGCGCAGCACAGGUGCUCGAGGAUAGUCCACGUGGAGUACAGAUGUCCGGAGUGCGAUAAGGUUUUCAACUGUCCGGCCAACCUGGCGUCGCACAGGAGGUGGCACAAGCCCAGGCCGCCGACCAACAAGGAGCCCAAGAGCGAGGAGGGGGAGGACAGUUCGGAGCAGUUUCCUUGCGGGGAGUGCGGGAAGAGGUUUCGGAGGAUUGCAUAUUUGAGGAAGCACCAAGCGAUACACCAGAUGGACUGACAAAGACUUGUUCCCGUCAGGCCGAUACCUAGGAUGGCGCCUAGGUUGUGGAGGCCCCCGCCGCUUCCACCAGUCAACCAGGUUGCCGUCAACUCGGAAAGGUACGUACCCAGUAUUACGUGGCUGAACCAUUUUUAGGUUGUACAUAGUGUAAAUCUUGUAAAUAGUUCAUGGUUCUAGUCUUCGGCGAUGCUCUAGUCGGUUUUGUGUCUAGUCAUAGAUUAAGUUCAGUACAAAUUUGAUUUAAGUGUGUUCUAGUCUAGUUCCUGCAGUGUGCCCAGGUUUCAAUUUCCUAUUAAGUUCUAGUCCUUAAUUCUAGUCACUCACACUAAAUAUAUAUUUUAUUUUACUUUUACGUACUUAUCUAGUCAGUCACUUGAGUUCGAUACCCAGUGUGUGUGUCAUUUAAACACCUGGGCAAGAAUUUAUACCAGCGCUAGUCAGAUAGGCAACCAAUUAUACGCGUCGUUUUAUUUACAACGCCCUAGUCUUCUAUUCUAGUCGAAAUUAAACCUAGUCAUAAUUUUAAAAAUUCCAAAUGUCUUUCAUUGCUUUUGUGUAAAAUUUCUUGUGAUAAUAAUUUAUAGCUUUAAGCGAACUUUACCAAAAUCAAAAUAAAUAUAAGUUAAGUAAAUUAGGUGCCAAAUUGAAUAAGCUCGCACCCUUUGUAUUAAAAAAAAGGAAUUUAGGUUAAGACAGUGCGGGCAAGGGAAGAAGUUUGCAAUAAGCUUAAAGCGGCAACUUACCACACUUAAAACCGUUCUGUUUAAAGGUGUAAAACACGUGCAUUAUUAAUUUAGUACAGAUGAACCGUCUCUAGUCCUUAAGUUAUUAGUCAUCACCCUGUAUCGUCUAGUCUUAAAUCUAGUCUAGUUUAAGUUAGUUUUAUCUAAGAAUAAGAUGUAAAUUUCUAUUCUGCGAGUGAUUCUAGUCAAAGCGUAGUGAGCCACAGGCACAGUUUUUUAUUUUUGUAAAAUUGAUUACAAUCAGUUUAUUGAUCUCGACCUGUGGACGGUAGUUCUAAGUUGUACAUUCGUGUAAAUUCUAUGUAAUUUAAUGUAUAUAAAAGCACCCAUGUAUUUACCCGUGUGUUUAUUUUAUGUAAUAAAAGAGUUUUCGGAAAUGGAA
Zophobas morio is the source of this 2541-nucleotide messenger RNA. RefSeq names its product zinc finger protein 768-like. Bases 1 to 1413 code for a protein of 470 amino acids. The transcript is spliced from 3 exons. Gene Ontology annotation, biological process: regulation of cell cycle process; negative regulation of transcription by RNA polymerase II; neuron differentiation. The record is from RefSeq and is a predicted model, not a curated record. Gene Ontology annotation, cellular component: nucleus; transcription repressor complex. Lineage: Eukaryota; Metazoa; Arthropoda; Insecta; Coleoptera; Tenebrionidae. Gene Ontology annotation, molecular function: RNA polymerase II cis-regulatory region sequence-specific DNA binding; DNA-binding transcription repressor activity, RNA polymerase II-specific.